GGUGAAGAAAAUGAACCAUGACUGUUAUUACAAUAAGCAAAUAUGUAUCGUUAUAUGUUCUGUAAAACAGUAAUUAAAUGCAGGGCGGAAGUAGCAGUCUACACUGAGAUUGAGUUUUUAAAAAGUGUACUUAAAUAAUUUGACGGACAUUUUGGAAAAAAAAGGAAUAAUCAAACCAAAAUGGGACUGCUAACGUUCGCCGGGAGAAUUAUUCUGGUCGUUCUCAACAUAUUCUUCCUGAUUGCCGCCCUUGCUUUGAUUGUUGUUGGAUUCAUCAUCAAGUUUGCAAAUCAGUACGUCCAGCCGCUGGUCCAAGAUGCUCUGACCCUGAUCGAAAGCAAAACAAAAACACUGUACGACUCUUCAUACAGCCUUGGCAAUUUUGAGUAUACGGAAGUGUUGAAUGACCUAGCCAUUGCAAUGAUUGUGGCGGGAGUGGUACUGGGCGCGGUUGCCUUAGUGGGCUGCAUUGGUGCAUGCUGCAACCUUACGACCCUGGCUUUGGUGUACGCUAUUGUUCUUAUCGCUAUAUUUCUGGCACAAGUGACGCUCAUCAUUCUUGUAUAUGCUGUUCCCGGAAAGGUCCUAAAGAAAUACAUAAAUGAGCAGCUUGUGACCACUUUAGACGGCUACCAAGGUUUGAAAGCAACAGAUACCAAGUCCAUUGGAUGGAACUAUGCAAUGCAACAGUUUGACUGCUGUGGUGCCAAUGAUUACACCGAUUUUACUUCGCGUACAACGUGGAAGGCAUACGACGAAACUAACGGAAUAACAGACCUCAUCACACCAGUGGCGUGCUGCAAGACCCUUCCAGAGGAUAGCACCGCGGCGGCAAAAUGCGCUGGAAAGAACUCUGAUACAAAUUAUGAUUCAACAAGUGAAAUUCAAAGUGAAUCCAACUUGUUUACGGGCUGCACAGAUGGAAUAUGGGACUCUGUCAUCAAUGAAAACAAUGCAAGAUUCAUUCCAGUAAUCGUGGUCGUUCUGAUAUGUCAGCUUGUCUUGAUCAUCUUCGCUAUCCUGAUCUUCAAAAACAGGGGCAUCACGGGUGGGCUUGUGUAACACAGUUCACAGAUCAAAUGAAAUAAGCUGAUGUUUAAAGUGACACUCCUAUUCAAAAUCAAUCAUAAACAUGUACAAACAUCAAUUUUGACUGAUAAACCGGAAAAUAUCAAUUACUGAUGACAAGAUUGCAACCGUGUUUAUAAUAGCAGAAAGAGCAAAAAAUAUUAAAUGAUUGGUGAAUGCUAAAAGAUUUACUGUGGUCGACUAUAGUCUCAUAAGGUUAAAAUACCGUGUUUUAUGCUCAUUUCUUUCAAAUUGAACUCAGUAUCCUUCAUACGAACCAUUGUUUUCGAUAUUUAUUCAUACCUUUUUGAAUAUUAAAACAAUAUUAUUACAUGUUGUAAAUCUUAUUUGGGAAUAAGAAUGCAUCUUUAAUGUUGAAUACAUUGUUAACAUAUUUGUUUUGACUUUCUGCCAAUCAAUGUUUAUUGGUUUAUGGACGGUUUAUGUCCUGAUCGAACAUUUCAUACGUGUUUUGUUGUGUUUGCGCCAUUUUGUUACAUAUAUUGUUGAUGUUAAAACCUGUUGUUUAGUAGGAAUAUGUUUUGCUAUAAGUCCAACUCUAAAUAUGUUUAGCUACAAUGAAGCCAUUGUAAUUGAAAACAUUAUUUUUGUUAAACAUUGAAAACUUUUCAUUUGUUUUCAUUUCUAAUUAUCUUCAUGAAAUAAACGGAUACUAUGGUUUCUCAAUUUGA
Messenger RNA from Mya arenaria, 1760 nucleotides. RefSeq names its product tetraspanin-1-like. The record is from RefSeq and is a predicted model, not a curated record. The transcript is spliced from 8 exons. Gene Ontology annotation, cellular component: membrane. Bases 181 to 1062 code for a protein of 293 amino acids. Lineage: Eukaryota; Metazoa; Mollusca; Bivalvia; Myida; Myidae.